Messenger RNA from Chlorocebus sabaeus (green monkey), 2718 nucleotides. The record is from RefSeq and is a predicted model, not a curated record. NCBI's taxonomy places the organism in Eukaryota, Metazoa, Chordata, Mammalia, Primates, Cercopithecidae.
AUGGAGGAACAGAGCAUCCCAUGCACACUCAGGGACACUUGCAAGCUGCAGAGUUUCCCUGUCACACGCCCUCAGCUGUUGGGGCUCCCCUCUGAUUCCCCAGUGACUAGUGAGGACCAGGAGACCCCAGCUCAUUCAUCUCUUUCCUUUGUCUCCACAGCAUACCCAGUGCUGGGACCGGGCAUGACCGUGAACCCUGGCGCCUCCCUGUCUGUGUUCACGGCUCUGCCCUUCGCCACACCCGCUCCCGGCCCAGCACACGGACCACCCCUCGUGAUGGCAGCAGUUCCUCCAGGCGGCCCUCUGGUGCUGUCUGCCUUCCCCAGCACACUUCUGGUGGCAGGACAGGAUGGCCUUGGCCCGAGUGGGGCCGGGGCUUCCAACGUCUUUGUCCAGAUGAGGACAGAAGUGGGGCCUGUGAAGCCCCCUCAGGCACAGACUUUGGUCCUAACUCAGGACCCCCUCAUCUGGCAGGCUCCAGGCGCCCUCUGCGGAGGUGUUGUGUGUCCACCUCCCCUACUCCUGGCAGCUGCUCCUGGGGUGCCCAUUACAUCUGCCCAGGUGGUUGGGAGCACCCAGGCCUGUGAGGGAGGCUGGUCCCAGGGCCUUCCUAUUCCACCACCACCACCACCGGCUGCCCAGAUGCCUCCCAUCAUGCCCCUAGGGAACACCGGGCCAUGGCCAGAAGGGGCUCAUGGAGAGGGCAGCCUGCCUCCCUCCCAGGCCAAGGCCCCGCCGGACGACUCCUGUAACCUCAAGAGUGUCUAUGAGAACUUCCGACUCUGGCAGCGCUACAAGCCCCUGGCCCGGAGGCACCUUCCCCAGAGUCCUGACACCGAAGCGCUUUCCUGCUUCCUCAUCCCAGUGAAACCCACGCGCGCUCGGGAGAGGAAAAGGAGACUGUGGCGGGCGUCUGUAAUCUGCGCUUUGCAGAAACAGCGGCCGGAUGAUCUUCUACGAGAUGGCGGAAAAAGUGAUCAAAGUCGAAAGCAGGAGCCCAUGAGGCAGGGAGUGAGACUGAAUGACAGAGGCCUGGUGGCCGUGGUGGCUUCUCAGUUCCUGGAGUUUGAGGCUGAGGAGGAGAUGCAGAUGCAGAAAGCACAGUGGAUGAAGGGGACCCAGAGCUUGCCUCCUCCAGCCCCGCCGAGGCUUGAACCUCGAGGACCCCCGGCCCCUGAGGUGGCCAAGCAGCCAGUGUACCUUCCCAGCAAGGCUGGCCCCAAGGCCCCGCCUGCCUGCCUGCCACCACCCAGGCCCCAGUGGCCAGCGGAGACCAAGGCCCACCUGUCACCACCCAGGCCCCAGCAGCCAGCAGAGACCAAGGUCCCUGAGGAGAUCCCCCCUGAAGUGGUGCAGGAGUAUGUGGACAUCAUGGAGGAGCUGCUGGGGUCUCACCUUGGGGCCACAGGGGAGCCCGAGGGACAAUGUGAAGAUGGCAAAGUGGAGCAGCCACAGGAAGAGGAUGGGAUGACUCCAGACCCGGGCCUCCUGAGCUACAUUGACAAGCUGUGUUCCCAGGAAGACUUUGUCACCAAGGUGGAGGCCGUCAUUCACUCCCCAUUCCUGGAAGAAUUGCUUUCCCCAGAUCCACAGAUGGAUUUAUUGGCCCUAAGCGAGGAGCUGGAGAAGGAGGAAGAACUCACACUUGCCCAGCUAGUGGAGAAGCGCCUCCUAUCCUUGAAGGAGAAACGGGGUGUGAGGGCAGCCCCUAGUCAUGGCACGGCCUGUUUGGACUCAAGUCCUUCUAAGUUUGCAGCUCGCCAAGGAGCAGAGAGAGACGCCCCUGACCCCCAACAAGGGAUCGGCAUGGAAACCUGCCCACCCCAGACGGCUGCCCAGGUCCCUCAGGGACAGGCUAGAGUGUGCACCGGCAUGGCCAGGUCCAAAGACCCUGCUGUGCUUUUGGGAUGUCAGGACUGCCCCGGGCUGAGGGCUGCCCCGCCAACCUCUCCUCUCGAGGACCACAGACCCACCUGCCCCAGCCUGGGAACCAAGGACACCUUGGAUCUCCCUGGAGCCUCUCCUGUUAAGGAGUCACACAGGCUGGCUAAGGGGUCAAGUGAGGAGAGGGAACUCCCUGGCAUGGUGUAUGUCGUGGGUUCCCACCACAGGCUGCGGCCCUGGAGGCUAUCCCAGAGCCCUGUCCCUUCCUCAGGCCUUCUCAGCCCAGGAGGGCAGGGACCCCAGGGAGCUCUUCAGUCGCCAUCUGCUCAGAGAAGAGGCCUCAGCCCAGCACCCUCUCCUGUUACCAAGUCCAAGAAGCGACUUCUCUUCGGAAGCCCAUCCCCUGCUGAAAAGAUGCCCGACCCAGGGCCUGGGCUCAGGGUCUCUGGGGAGCAAUCCCUGGCUCCAGGACUGGGUGGCCCCUCACAGUCUCAAAAGAGAAGGGGUGGCCCCUUGGUCUCCAGGAGGAAGAAAAAGCGGCAUUGUAGCCAGUAGGGGCCGCUGUGGGGCAGGCUCUCUGGUGCCAGUCCCCAAGGGUGGGGCUCUGAACUCUCGGACCCUCAUGGCAGCAGGUGCCCCAAAGCAAAGGCUGCUUCUCCCCCAGUGCUGAUCUUGCUGGGCCUUAGCUUUGGAGGGUGGAGGAGGGAGGGGAGGGAGAGGGUGGCUGAACAGGGAGGGCGGGAAGGGAGGGCCUGCGGGGAGGCGGUUGGGGGUGGGAAGCCCUUGGGGGCCUCAUGUGUAAAUGGAAUAAAUGUAGUUGUGUUGGAAAAUGCU